CUCAGGCUUGCAGUUCUACACUGACAGCUGCCUUCGCGUCCCACUCAGUCAAAAUGCGGCAAGCAAGCGACGUCCUGUCCACAUCUCUCCGCCGUGCCUCUGGUGCGAAGAGAUGCGCCUCGAGCGCAUCUUCGACUGCCAAACGGCCCAUGUUGCCGGUGCCCAAGGAGCGGAUGCGUGCCCUCGUCUCGCUGUACCAUCAGUCGGACCAGUUCCUCACACCGAGCAACCUCGCCGCGACGAUAGACUACGAGUUCAUCACGAAGCACACCGAAGGGAUGUCGGUCGGCCGCUCGGACGAGUACAACUACGCCAACCUCCAAGAGCAGCACCGGCAGCUGAAGGCGUCGCCCAAGAUCGGUGACUCGCGGGUUUCCUUCGAGUCGGAGAAGGUUGAGAUGUGGAGCGGGAGCAGACAUGUGAGGGACAGGAAAGUGCUGCGGGCGUUGUACGGGCUCGAAUUUGGAAAGAGGCCGGGACUGGAUGUGCUGGAGGAGGAGAGCGAACGAGUGCGGAGAGAGGUCCUCCAGCCGGAUGCCCAAAUGGUCAAGUCGUCAUAGACGGUGUGUAGCUAUCAGGGCUCUCUGUGUUUGGUGGUGUCCUCAUUCCCUGCGUGCAGGUUCGCGCCACGUUACAGCGUUGCACUAUACAUUCGGACGUCUGCUGGGACGCCUCGAAUCUGCGUUGCGAAGUUUCCGGCCGGCCUUGCUGGCUGUCGGACAUGCUCCUUGUGUACUUCUCCGACAUACUUGAAGUAAACCCGAUUCGAGGAUCGUACACUGCUCUGCCCACGACUUUCCAUCAACAUCGCAAGCCCGUCGAAUAUGCCAAUGAC
This is a messenger RNA of Rhodofomes roseus, 835 nucleotides long. RefSeq lists its product as uncharacterized. The transcript has a single exon. Lineage: Eukaryota; Fungi; Basidiomycota; Agaricomycetes; Polyporales; Fomitopsidaceae. The record is from RefSeq and is a predicted model, not a curated record. The coding region runs from base 54 to 560 and encodes 168 amino acids.